Messenger RNA from Cyclopterus lumpus (lumpfish), 1150 nucleotides. RefSeq names its product interleukin 22 (gene il22). The record is from RefSeq and is a predicted model, not a curated record. NCBI's taxonomy places the organism in Eukaryota, Metazoa, Chordata, Actinopteri, Perciformes, Cyclopteridae. Bases 283 to 846 code for a protein of 187 amino acids. The transcript has 6 exons. Gene Ontology annotation, cellular component: extracellular region.
UCUCUGUGUAAGUGACAGUAAACACAGAUUGCACCAGCUCAGCACUGACCUGUGUGUGUGUGUGUGUGUGUGUGUGUGUGUGUGUGUGUGUGUGUGUGUGUGUGUGUGUGGAUGUGUGGAUGUUGGGGUUUUUUGGAUGGUUACCUGUCCUAUAUUCUACACCGGUGGGCGGAGGAUGAUCUGUAUAAAGAGACGGAUAGAGAGACGUCUUCACACAAGCAUCCACUGACAGUGUAGAACUCUCCGACUGAAAGUCCUCAAGCUAACUUAUCCACCUGAACCAUGAAGCUCAUCGCCGCCUCCGUCGCCUCCGUCGUCCGUCCGACCACCGCCAUGCUGGUCGUGCUGCCGCUGCUCCUGAUUGGCUGGACCGGGACGGCAGCGCUCCCCGUGGACCGGACGUUCAGCAAGCCGCUGAGGAACACCGAGACGUUCCAGGCGGUCCAGAACGUGUCGAAACACGCUCAGAGCAUCCAGACGGAGGACGACUCCAGCACCCGGCUGCUGCCCAGAGUCAACCCCAACCAGGACCACCUGAAGAUCUGUUGCCUGCACGCCAACAUCCUGGACUUCUACCUGAACAACAUCCUGCGUCAGCGCGACAACACGCAUCCCAACAUGCACCGGCUGAAGACCGACCUCACCCGUGUCAGCGAGGACCUGCAGACUCAAGGAUGUAACGUGACUCGCUAUCACGAUCAUCAGCACGCGGUGGAGUUUCGCACGAAGCUAACGAAGAUGGGUGGCGAGCGAGGGAUGAACAAAGCGGUCGGAGAGAUCGACAUCCUGUUCACGUACCUGCAGGACUUCUGCAUCCAGUCCAGAAACGACGCCGCCGCCAACUAGCCUCCAUUCAUCAUAUUUAUCAUAUUUAUCUCCUUUUAUACCAGCGGCUUUUAUACUUCUAUUUAUUCAGGAUCUGUUUCAAUUGAGAACACAUCAAAGAGUUUUUUUGAUACAGUAUUUAUAUUGACGAUUAGUUAUUUAUCUAUUUAUUGAUCUAGAGGGUUUUUGGAUCUGAAAGGACUCUGGUGUCGACCUCGUUGCCAUAUUACGGCUCAUUAUUAUUAGGAGUUACAGUAUUGAAACGUUGCACUCAAUGAACUGUGUGUUUACUUGAAAACAAAUAAAGUUUGCUUUUGAAUAUGAA